CCGAAGCCCGGGUCGAGCCGCAUGGCUGCGGGCUGCGCGGAUUCUCCGCGGCCCAGGGCGGCCCCGGCAAGGCUCGCGGCGGCUCAGGCCGGGGUCCUGCCCUGCCUGGAGCUGCCGAGCUACGCCGCGGCGUGCGCGCUGGUGAGCAGCCGCUACUCGUGCCUGGUGGCCGCCCCGCACCGCAGGCACAUCGCGCUGUCGCCGCGCUACCUGAGCCGGAAGCGCACGGGCAUCCGCGAGCAGCUGGACGCCGAGCUGCUGCGCUACUCCGAGAGCCUUUUAGGUGUCCCUAUUGCAUAUGAUAACAUCAGAGUUGUGGGUGAACUGGGAGAUAUUUAUGAUGACCAAGGACACAUUCAUCUUAACAUUGAAGCAGAUUUUGUUAUUUUCUGCCCUGAGCCAGGGCAGAAGUUAAUGGGCACAGUUAAUAAAGUCUCCUCCAGUCAUAUUGGCUGUUUAGUACACGGAUGUUUUAAUGCCUCUAUCCCUAAACCUGAGCAGAUGUCAUACGAGGAGUGGCAGACCUUGGAGAUAAAUGUAGGCGAUGAACUGGAAUUUGAUGUAUUUCGCUUAGAUUCAGAUUCUGCUGGAGUCUUCUGCAUUCGAGGAAAACUAAAUGCCACAAGUUUGCAGCUUAAGAGCUCUGUAGUUUCUGAAGACGUAGUAGAAACUGGCAUUGAAGAGGUUGCUGAAAAAAUUUCAAAGAAGAAAAAGAAGAAGAAGAAAGACACAGAAGCAGAUGCAGCAGCCAACGGUGUCACGGAGCUAGCAGAUUGUGCAGAUCUCACGCCAAGGGAAGAAACAGACCUACUGUGUGGAGAUUCUGUGAAUGACCUCUGUGAGGAAGAGCCAAGGAAGAAGAAAAAGAAGAAGAAAAGGCACCAGGAAGAGCAGGACCCUGCUCUCCAAGCCAGUGACUCUAGUGGCUAUCAGAGUGACCAUAAGAAAAAGAAGAAGAAAAGGAAGCAGAGUGUAGAGAUCGACUCUGGCACCUAAGAGGAGACCGUGACUGCCUUCUCCAGAGUUGACAGACUGACAGAAGUGCAGAUGGACAGAUUCUGUGGAAGGUCUGAAAUGCUGAGAUAUGUGGGAAGUUCACAGACACACGAUUGUAAUUGGAGAGUUUUGUACUAAAAUCACACGAGUGACUGUAAACUUUAGAUAAUAGCAGUAUUGUUAAAGUAUGAUUUACUACAUACAGUAUAAAAUGUUAACACCUGCUUCCACUCCUGUGAUAAAUUAUACGUUCUCAAUAUUUGCCAAAGAACUUUAUAAAUACUUUCAGUUUUUUUCUGAUAAUAAAUUUUGCCUUUAGUCAGAACAUGAUUUUUUUAAUUUUUAAAAGCUUAAUACAUUUACUAGUUUUAAAUUUUCUUUAAACAAUAUUUCUAUUUUCUUUUUUGUUUGUUUGUUUGUUUGGUUGGUUUUUUGAGACAGGGUUUCUCUGUGGUUUUGGAACCUGUCCUGGAACUAGCUCUUGUAGACCAGGCUGGCCUCGAACUCACAGAGAUCCGCCUGCCUCUGCUUCUCGAGUGCUGGGAUUAAAGGUGUGCGCCACCCCCACCAGCUCAGUAUUUCUCUUUUACUGAGUAUGUAUAGCUAAAGAAUAUCUAGACCUCUUACUUACCCUGUGACUGUCAGUGUUGAAUGUGUGGUGGAUGAGAAACUCGUUCUCUCCUCCCAGAAUAGGAGUGUGUGUAUGCGCGUGCACGCUUCUCUAACCCUGAGACUGUUGGGAAGGGCUGUUAACUUUUACCUCAUGUCUCUGUGGUCUUCAUUUUGUUGUGUAUGGAUCAUGAACAAGAUGAAGAUAGGAAAAAUGUGAUUCUUACUAGUUGAAAAUUUCUAGUAACUUUAUAAUGAUUAGAGUUAGGCUGCUAGAAUUGCUUUUAUUGAUGAAAAUGUGGAAUAUAUUGUGACUAUCCAGAAGAUGGUCAUGAGAGGAUAAACUGAGGCUCAUAAUCAAUCCAUGCAUUUACAGACAUUUAAUAUCUGUAAUGUUUUUAUUAAGGGGCAAGGAUAUAUAAAGUUAGUCAAAUGUAGCACGAUUACCUGAAAGUCAGAAAAGCAAAACAGCCAGCCACUGGCUCUUCUCUCUACCUCAGCUCGAAAUGGUGAUCCUGCCUUCAGGAAUCUCAGAAUGACACUGUCUGCUGUCUCUUCCUGUUUUAUAUUCCUCUCUAGGGCUGGGAUUAAAGGCGUGCACCACUACCACCAGGUUUCUAUGGCAAACUAGUGUGGCGACUUGGGUUAAAGGUGUGUGUCACCACUGCCUGAUCUCUAUCAAUGCUGCAACUUCAGGCAAGCUUUAUUUAUUAAAAUGCAAAAGCGAUGUAGCUCUUCCAUUAAGCAACAUGGGGGAAGAAUUGUGUAGCUACACAUAGAAAAAUGAAACUAAAACCUUUUCUCUCACCCUUCGUAACACUCAAAAUGGAUCAAGGCACACAACAUAAAACCCAAUACACUGCAUCUGAUAGAGUACAGGGGAAAUGCUUCAACUUGUAGGCACAGAAAAGGGCUUUCUAAACAUGUCAGAUGGAAUCUCAAAGUAGUUUUAACAUGUAUUCCCCUGAUGUUUGGGAUGUUGAACAUGAAAAGAAAAUGUCUCUUAGACAUUUGUAUCUCAUAUUUUGAGAAUUCACUAUUUAGUUCCAUGCCUCAUUUUUAAAAUUUGGGUUGUUUCUUAAUGUUUAGUUUUCUCCCCCCUUGUAUAUUCUAGUUCCUAUCCCUCUGCUGAUGUAUGCCGGUAAAGGUGGUUUCUUAUUCUUCACCUGACAGAUGGAAUUGUCUCCUACACAGAGGCUUUUUAGCUUCAUAAGGUCUUGUUUUUCAGUUGCCUGUGCUAUCACGGUCCUGGGUAAAACAGUGGGAUAGAAGGCUAAAGGGGAGUAAGGAAUGGGAAGGGGUACUGAGGUGGCAGGUGACAGCCGGAUGAGAGGGAGGACACGGAGAGGGAUAGCUAACGCUAAUGCCUUUUGGAAAAGUCAUAUGGAAAAUUACUGUAGAGACUUCUUAACAUAUAUACAUACAUAUAUUUAAUAAAUAAAACAGUUGAAAUAGCUGCCCUCAUGUAGACAUUCUUACUAUUGUCUUUCAUAAUUGCUUGCAUUUCUUUUGGGAUACCACCUUUAUUUUGUGAUUAAAUAAUCUAGUACAACUUCCACCCUCCUAAAAUUCACUUUCACAAGGGACGUUGGUAUUAUAGUUCUACCUAUGUGUAAACUACGUGGUGAAUAAUCGAGCUUCAGCUCCCUUAGAUUCAACUAAUAAAUACGUAAGUAUAUACACACAUAGAAUAUAC
This is a messenger RNA of Chionomys nivalis (European snow vole), 3301 nucleotides long. RefSeq names its product RNA polymerase I subunit F (gene Polr1f). The coding region runs from base 22 to 996 and encodes 324 amino acids. The transcript has 4 exons. The record is from RefSeq and is a predicted model, not a curated record. Gene Ontology annotation, cellular component: RNA polymerase I complex. Gene Ontology annotation, biological process: DNA-templated transcription; DNA-templated transcription initiation. NCBI's taxonomy places the organism in Eukaryota, Metazoa, Chordata, Mammalia, Rodentia, Cricetidae.